AUGGACGAGGCAGUCCACACUAUACUCCCUGAUCCAGGUCUGAAUGAGUCCUUCAAUGGGGCUCCGCCGCUUUUCGAGGACAAUGCAUUUUUGUCGCCAGGGACAUUUUCAAGCGUCGAUGACUAUGCUGCAAACCCGAGGUUUUUGGAACUACAAGAAGAACUCCGCUGUGUGCUAUUUAGUGCAGUUUCGAGUCUAGAACCAAAUGAAUACUCCCCCGCCCUCUCAGAUCCACUGGACGGAUCCUCAUCACGGACGCGGCAGAGCCUUGACUUCACACGUGUCGCUCUUCCGAAAGUACGGUUGAUAUAUUAUCUCAAGAACUGGAUUAGCGAGUGUGCGCCUUACUUAGACAAGUUCGAUGAAUGCCGGAACUUCGGCGUCAAUAUCCCCAUAUUGUCACAGCGAUUCCCAGCUCUCCUCUAUGCAAUGCUUGCCUUUUCCGCCCGCCAGACGGAAAGGAAGUGCCGUCUCGACAAAGCUUAUGAUAGCUUAGAGCUCUACCAAGAAUCCAUUCGUCUUCUAGCACCAUGCCUGCAAGCGAGAGACCCAAACGUCCUCGUCCCAGUGUGCAUUCUCGCCGUGAUGGAGCUGAUGUCCGUUAGCCCGCGCGACUGGCGCCGGCAUGUGGAAGGCUGCGCAGCCUUGUUCGACUCUUUUAACGUGAAUGGGCUCUCAGGUGGACAUCUUCAGGCCGUAUUCUGGUGCUACGCUCGCAUGGAGCUGUGCGGCGCAAUAAUUUCCAACGGCGCGGAAAGUACCGUUCUCCCGCUCUCAAAAUGGGUGCCGGCUCUGCCCGUCCCCGCGGGGCCCGAAGAGCGCGAGUCACUCAUCAGAGACCUGUUUUACGAAAAAAGCUGCGACUCGCCGGAUAUGCAUGCUAACUGGGCUGUGUACCUGUGUGCGAAGACUUGUGAUCUCGCUUGUCGGCAAACGCGGCAUAUGGAACUUGGAGAGAUGGCGGAGGACCCUCGCCCCUUUGUGGAGCAGUGGACUGUGUUAUGGGAUGAGCUUCAGUUUUGGCUUGAGAAGAGACCUGCUGCUAUGUUGCCUAUCAAAACUACAGGGCUUGGAGGUGGGUUGAUCUUUCCUGAGAUAUUGUUUGCCCACUGGGCUGCUAUCUCUGGGAAUCAGCUGUACCAUGCAGCCUGUAUCAUGAUGCUCGAUAUGAAGCCGCCUGAAAAGGUUCUGCCGUUGUCUAAGCCAUGCUACUCUUCUAUCUGGCACGCAAGGCGGGUCUGUGGCAUCUCUCUCACAAAUCCACAUAGCGGCAACUUGAUCAAUGCGAUUCAACCGCUUUAUAUCGCGGGGAAACUCUUGAGUCACCACAGUGAACAUAUUGAAGUCGCUAGAUUGUUCAAGACGGUUGAAGAGACUACAGGAUGGGGCGCUCUUUGGAGGCUGAGAGAUCUUGAGCGUGCCUGGGGCUAUGAGCCAGGAGACAUCCUCUCGGCGAUCUGA
Messenger RNA from Penicillium chermesinum, 1461 nucleotides. Its product is annotated as putative C6 transcription factor. The record is from RefSeq and is a predicted model, not a curated record. The coding region runs from base 1 to 1461 and encodes 486 amino acids. Gene Ontology annotation, cellular component: nucleus. NCBI's taxonomy places the organism in Eukaryota, Fungi, Ascomycota, Eurotiomycetes, Eurotiales, Aspergillaceae. Gene Ontology annotation, biological process: positive regulation of transcription by RNA polymerase II. The transcript has a single exon. Gene Ontology annotation, molecular function: transcription cis-regulatory region binding; DNA-binding transcription factor activity.